Perkinsus marinus ATCC 50983 is the source of this 1425-nucleotide messenger RNA. Its product is annotated as 10 transmembrane domain, possible aa transporter, putative. The record is from RefSeq and is a predicted model, not a curated record. NCBI's taxonomy places the organism in Eukaryota, Perkinsozoa, Perkinsida, Perkinsidae. Gene Ontology annotation, molecular function: amino acid transmembrane transporter activity. Bases 1 to 1365 code for a protein of 454 amino acids. The transcript has a single exon. Gene Ontology annotation, biological process: amino acid transmembrane transport.
AUGGAGAUUCCUUCCCCAACUUCUUCCCCAACCAAACCCCGUUCGAGGUUUCCCACCAUACUCAGAGCUGGUGGUAGGUCUGCUAGUGCCUUUACUUUGGCUAAGGCCACUUUGGGUGCUGGUGCAUUGGCGAUGCCCUCGUCCUUUCAAGGCGCCGGGAUAGUCCUCUCAGUGCUCUUACUAAUAGCAUUGGGAUGGAUGUCGGCGAUAUCUAUCAACAUGAUAGGACGUGCUCAGACUCAUUCGGGUAGAGACACCUUUGAGGAAAUCGUCCGGCUCUACUACAACGCCUGGGUCGGCUACGUCUUCGAGAUCACAAUGAUCUUGUUCUGUUUCGGCACUGCUGUGGCCUACCUGAUUUCUAUUGCUGAUCUCCUCAACCCCGUGUUCGAGAAGUGGAUAGGCUCUCAACACGAACACGACUGGUAUGGCGUUCUCCUCCUCAAUAGGACGGUCUUCUCGGCCUUGGUCACCUACAUUUUCCUAUUACCAUUAUCACUUUUCGAGCGCAUUAAUAACGUUCGAUGGAUCAGCUUCGCUGGAGUAAUGUCGGUCAUUUUCCUCGCUAUUUGUAUUGUCUACUUGCUCAUUAAACACGGCGUCUUUAGUAGUCCGCAAGAUACGACCUCGACCUACCUCUGGCCGAGCAAAGGUUUCAACGGCGUUAUCAGUGCGGCAUCAGCAUACAUCUUUGCAUACGUCUGUCAAGUUAAUGUACCACAUAUUUACUCCGAGAUGGUCCCAUUCAGCGAGAGGAAUCUACGCCAGGUCUCCUACGCAUCGGUUGCUCUCUGUUUCGUCGUAUACGUAGCUGUUGGCACGUGCGGGUUUUUAACGUAUGGGAGCACCACAAGAGGGAGUAUUAUUCAGAGUAUGCGUGCAGAUUUUCUCGAAGGCAAUAUAUUUGUCACCAUUGCUUUCAUCCUUAUGGGUGUCGCAGUCUUAGCUGCAUAUCCUCUCAAUAUCUACCCUCUAAGGGCAGCUGUGGUGGGCACAGUCAAAGGCAUCACUGGUCGUCGCCAUCUUCAUCGAUGGGUCGGCCCAGCUAUAACUUUUAUCUCGGUCUCGCUCACUCUAGUCGUAGCGAUAUAUUUACCGGAUGUGAAGGUGGUCUUGGAUUUAGUUGGCUCUAUGACUGGUUCGAUCAUUUGUUACAUAAUUCCUGCUGGGUUCUGUGUCAGAAUCGUGUACUUUAAGCGCAACAAGAUGGUGGGGAAGUUGAAGGAUGAGUUGGCAGCUGAAGACGACACUUCGAUGGACUAUCCUAAUUGGCUUUCGUUCGGAUUUAUCGCUUUCGGCGCCGUUUUUGUUGUUAUUGGAACAUAUGUUAGUCUUGUCGGCGUUGUGGAGUUCUACCAGAAGUAAUUCUGUCAAAGGUAAAUUUCGUAUUGUUCAGUCAGCUUGAAUUGUCGAUCAUUACUACUU